CCGAAUCCGGUCAUCAGCUAAAGGAGCAAAGCCUGCAAGCAGACGCCGAAAGGGGCUCUCGCUGACGCUCAAAGUACGAUGGGCACAGCCGUCGACACCCUUGUCAUCAAGUUGGCCUGCGCAAGCAGCCUCCUGGCGUCCCCAGCACUCCUCUCGAGCGAGUUCACAAACUUGUGGCUGGCACUCAAAAUCGUGAGCCGUGAACCAGGGAUGCGCACCGUUGCGUCAAGCGAUGCAUGCCCUCAGGGCUACAGUCACGUGACUCUCUCUCGAAACAAAAUUUAAUGUUGGUAACCUUACACGCUGGUAAGGGAGACGUAGGUCUUCUCCGUGCACCAAGCGGCUCCCCUCAGGGCUUUCCAACCAGCAUUGUCGCAUCGGACGACCGCCAGUACACUGCAGUCCUGUGCUAUUCGCAGGCAGGGCAAAGGACCAACAGUAAAACGCG
Messenger RNA from Ceraceosorus bombacis, 448 nucleotides. Lineage: Eukaryota; Fungi; Basidiomycota; Exobasidiomycetes; Ceraceosorales; Ceraceosoraceae. The record is from the annotation of a GenBank genome assembly.